Messenger RNA from Galeopterus variegatus (Sunda flying lemur), 873 nucleotides. RefSeq lists its product as uncharacterized. The record is from RefSeq and is a predicted model, not a curated record. Bases 1 to 873 code for a protein of 290 amino acids. The transcript has 3 exons. Gene Ontology annotation, biological process: immune response; immunoglobulin production. NCBI's taxonomy places the organism in Eukaryota, Metazoa, Chordata, Mammalia, Dermoptera, Cynocephalidae.
AUGGAGGCACUGGAAGAAGCUGGAUCCAGACAAGGAAAGAGAGCAGAAGCUCACCAGAUGCUCCCCCAACUCAGACAACAGCCCAUGGUGAGCCCAGCUGGGGGAGGGGCGGACCUGGACAACAUCCAGAUGACUCAGUCUCCAACCUCCCUGUCUCCAUCUCUAGGAGACACAGUCACCAUCACUUGCCAGGCCGGUCAGGGCAUUAGCAAGUGGUUAGCCAGGUAUCAGCAGAAUGCUGGAAAAGCUCCUAAGCUCCUAAUCUAUGCUGCAUCCAGUUUUCAAAGUGGGGUCCCCUCUAGGUUCAGUGGCAGUGGAUCUGGGACCAAUUUUACUACUGCCAUCAGCAGCCUGGAGCCUGAUGAUUUUGGAACUUAUUACUGUCGACAGCAUAGUAGUACCCCUCCCACAGUGUUACAAGCCGGAACAUACACCACGCAGGGAGGCAGAACUAUGAGGCUGGGCUAUCCCAGCUGUUCUUCCUGGUGCCUUGAUCUGCUGAGAGCAUUUCUCAGGUGCAAUGAGACUCUGGAGGUCACCAGAAGGUUUGGUGCCAGAUGUGACAUCCAGAUGACCCAGUCUCCAUCCUCCCUGUCUGCAUCUCUAGGAGACACGGUCACCAUCACUUGCCAGGCUAGUCAAGGCAUUAGCAAGUACUUAGCUUGGUAUCAACAGAAACCAGGGAAGGCUCCCACGCUCCUGAUCUAUUAUGCAUCUAGUUUACCAAGUGGGGUCUCCUCGAGGUUCAGUGGCAGUGGAUCUGGGACAGACUACACUCUCACCAUCAGCAGCCUGGAGGCCGAUGAUGUUGGAACUUAUUACUGUCAACAAGGUUAUAAUACCCCUUCCACAGUGUUACAAGCCCAUACAUAA